CUGGCCGGUCUUGUGUGAGGCUCUUGGAAGGGAAACGGCCUGUCAUGGCGGCGCAUGGAGGCGGAGGCUGGUUCUUACCUGUGGCUUUGGGCGUCACGUUCCUCAAGUUGCUUCUCAUCCCGACGUAUCACUCCACAGAUUUUGAAGUACACAGAAAUUGGCUUGCCAUCACCUAUAGCUUGCCAGUCUCUCAGUGGUAUUAUGAGGCAACCUCUGAGUGGACCUUGGACUACCCUCCUUUCUUUGCAUGGUUCGAGUAUGCACUUUCACAUGUUGCCAAAUAUUUUGACAAAGAGAUGCUGAUGGUUCAAAAUCUCAACUAUUCCAGCCAUGCCACUGUUCUGUUCCAGAGGUUGAUCUUACAUUCCAGGUUCCUAUGCAUUUUCUUUUGUUUCAGGUGCUGUAAGUGUGUCAGUUGGAAGCGAGGGGGAAAGGAGCCUCUGGAGAACCCUCCCUUUGUUCUUUCAGUUCUUCUGUUAUGGAACUUUGGGCUCUUAAUUGUGGACCAUAUUCACUUUCAGUAUAAUGGGUUCCUGUUUGGAUUCAUGCUCCUUUCUAUUGCACGACUAUUCCAGAAAAGGCACUUAGAAGGCGCUUUUCUCUUUGCCGUCCUCUUGCAUCUCAAGCACAUCUACCUCUAUGUCGCCCCAGCGUAUGCCAUGUACCUGCUCCGAUCUUACUGCUUCACAGCAAAUAAUCCAGAUGGAUCCGUUCGGUGGCGCAGCUUCAGCUUCCUGCGCUUAACUGCCCUGGGGUUAAUUGUUUGCUUAGUUUCUGCACUUUCAUUGGGACCAUUCAUUGCUUGGGGGCAGCUUCCACAGGUCUUGUCUCGUCUUUUCCCUUUCAAGAGAGGCCUUUGUCAUGCAUACUGGGCUCCUAACUUUUGGGCAAUCUACAAUGCAGUAGAUAAAGCUGUCUCCAUUAUUGGCUUGAAAUACGAAUUCCUCAGCCCUGCAAAGGUUCCCAAAGCUGCCAUGACAGGAGGGCUGGUCCAGGAAUUUCAGCACACCGUCCUACCUUCAGUGACCCCCUUGGCCGCUCUAACCUGUACUGCCAUCUCUAUGCUGCCCUCUGUUUUCUGUCUUUGGUUUAAACCCCAAGGGCCCAGAGGCUUCCUGCGGUGCUUGGUUCUCUGCGCAUUGAGCGCCUUCAUGUUCGGCUGGCACGUGCACGAGAAAGCAAUCCUCCUUGCCAUUCUCCCUUUAAGCUUACUCUCUGUGGAGAGAUCAAGAGAAGCUAACCUCUAUCUGGUUCUGGCGACUACAGGACAUUUUUCCCUUUUUCCGCUGCUGUUCACAGCACCAGAACUGCCGGUUAAAAUACUGCUCAUGCUGCUGUUCACAGUCUACAGCUUCUCCUCUUUGAAGGCCGUAUUCAGGAAGCAAGGGCCCCUGCUUAACUGGCUGGAAACAAUCUACCUCACUGGGCUGAUACCUCUAGAAAUCUUCUGUGAAAUCGUAUUUCCUUUCACAGCCUGGAUGCCAAAGUUUCCUUUCCUCCCUUUAAUGCUCACCUCUGUAUAUUGUGCACUAGGCAUCAUGUACGCUUGGCUCAAACUGUAUGUGUCUGUUUUCAUGGGACCACCAGCUGUCAAACGAAAAGAAGAAUAAGGUUUACAGUGGACUAAAACCCUACGAACUCUUCCAGAAAAUUAACAAAGUGGAGGCUGUGCCCUGAAUGCUAGUGGAUGCUGCCUCCUGCUCCAGAAAUUUCCUCACUAGGGUUUUUUUUUAAAUCUGUGAAGCAACAAAGUGGUUUGGACAUACACUUAAAGAUAUUGGGGAAAUGUCCAGUAUGGGAAGGACAAAGUCUGUUGGAGAGGGGAGCUGUUUACAAAUGACUUCUAAUUAGAUUUUUAAAAAUGGAAUCUGGCUUUUUGAAAUCUUCUGGUUGAGUCACUUCAACUACGAUUGAUUGGACUGGAUGGGUCUAGGCUUGCUUAUAAGGUUUAUAAGACCAUGGGUCCCAAGAAAAGAAACUUGAGUACAAUCAUGCAUAAAGAAAGAUGUAAAUAAAUUGCUCAUUUUUGUAUACA
Molecule: messenger RNA, 2035 nt
Organism: Pogona vitticeps (central bearded dragon)
Lineage: Eukaryota; Metazoa; Chordata; Lepidosauria; Squamata; Agamidae
Source: RefSeq, a predicted model, not a curated record